AUGGCAGUUGUUCUCACCCUUCUGUCUUACGUAGGCAUUGCAUCUGCAUUUGUUGCCCUCACCCUUGCAAUUGCCUCCGGACUAUAUAUUUUAUCUGAACAAGUUGAAGAACACACGGUCACAACUAAACGUCUACUGACCCGACUGAUCCAUGCCAUCAUUGCCAUUCACAUUCUGCUUCUUCUCUUUGAUCACUUCCCGCUCUGGACAACUCUCUUUUCCAUAGCAUCCAACUUUGUGUAUCUUCGCAACCUCACCAGAUUCCCCUUCAUCACUCUAACCUCAGGCACCUUUUUAUUAUCGUGCGUGUGUGUUGUUUCAAACCAUUAUCUGUGGUUCCGAUAUUUCACAGAUCCAGCCAUCCCUCCCUAUGCUAUCUUCAAAACAAACCCGCAUUUUGGUGGCCAGACCCAUCCACCUUUUGCUCAAGUUGCUUCCUUCUUGGGCAUUUGUGUGUGGAUGAUUCCAUUUGCCCUCUUUAUUUCGCUUAGUGCAAACGAUAACGUUUUACCAAUGACAGAUCCAGCUCUUGAUGACACUGGAGCCGCAUCGGCAAAGGCUCGCGCUAAAAGCACAGGUUUGGCCAAGGUCAUAAUUGGCACGGCGUAUGACUGGAUCAAGAGGGUUAGUAGGGCCCUGGGGUAUGAAUUGGAUCCAAACUAUGGUCGUAUAGUGUAA
This is a messenger RNA of Magnusiomyces paraingens, 678 nucleotides long. RefSeq lists its product as uncharacterized. Lineage: Eukaryota; Fungi; Ascomycota; Dipodascomycetes; Dipodascales; Dipodascaceae. The record is from RefSeq and is a predicted model, not a curated record. The transcript has a single exon. Gene Ontology annotation, cellular component: COPII-coated ER to Golgi transport vesicle; Golgi membrane; endoplasmic reticulum membrane. Gene Ontology annotation, biological process: endoplasmic reticulum to Golgi vesicle-mediated transport. Bases 1 to 678 code for a protein of 225 amino acids. Gene Ontology annotation, molecular function: COPII receptor activity.